This is a messenger RNA of Ostrinia furnacalis (Asian corn borer), 910 nucleotides long. Its product is annotated as mitochondrial cardiolipin hydrolase-like. The transcript has a single exon. Bases 25 to 660 code for a protein of 211 amino acids. The record is from RefSeq and is a predicted model, not a curated record. NCBI's taxonomy places the organism in Eukaryota, Metazoa, Arthropoda, Insecta, Lepidoptera, Crambidae.
UAAUUUAUAGUUUAUAAAUAGAAAAUGGAAUACAUUAAUUGGAAAAACGGUUUAUUUAUAAGCGGGCCAAUGUUGUGUGGCCUUGCGUUCAAAUUAAUUAAGAAAAGAAUUGAUAGAAAAUAUGAUUAUUCAUUCAACGAAGUGUUAUUCUACGGGGAUUCAGCCGACGAGGAAAAAGUCAAGAAAACAGGCUUGAACAAUCUUUACUGCAUUAACUUUGUGUUGUCUAACGCUUGCCGAUCGGUGGACGUGUGCGUGCCGAGUCUUGAGAGCGAGACCAUCACAAAAUGUCUGAUAAACGUGCAUCUAAAGAACAAAGCGAAGGUUAGAAUUGCUAUACACAACAGUGAUCAGUUUGGGAACUUGAAGUCGUUGGCACAGCACGGCAUCGAAGUGAAGGUGAUCAAGUCCGAGAGGAUUGAACAUGAGUUCGCGUUGAUCGAUGCGUGUGAAGCGACUUCUGAUGGGCUGGCGGUGAUGGGCUCGCUGGACUAUGAGACGGCGAGGGUGAACUGCAAUAAGGACAUGACGAUGCUCACCUCGCAACCCGAAGUGGUGACGAACCUCCAAAGAGAAUUCAACAGAAUCUGGAAUUCCACGCCGGACGUUUUCGGGGCCAAGGAAGGCAAGCCCGACUUAAUGCUCAACGAUACCCGCUAGAUUCACCCGCUUUCUUUUAUCAUUUAACUAACAAUAAUGGUUUUAAAUAAAAGUGUGUCUGUAACAAAAAUAUUUUGAUUUUAUUUCAUUCGUCUAGUGAUUUAAAGCAAAAAUUACAUCAAUUGUAUUUUAUUCUCAUUAAAUUUAUUUGUACUCGAGAGCUCUAGCCUAAUACACUCACAACAAACAUGCCAGUAUAGAACUAUGCAACUUCAUUGGUGAUGCUUUAUCACAGUUCUUUUGAAUUUCU